CUUCCUAAAAAUCCCAAUAUUAAAAUUAGCUUUCUAAGUAUAAAAGACAACGGAGCACUACUCCAGACCUAUGGCGAAAACUUCACCGCUUGGUGGAACUUAUAUAAGGCUAGUACGUGGAAUAAGGAUUUGAUCCAACGAGACUAUAAAUUCUUGGAUAAGAUACUGCCCGCCUGCGUCAAGGGUGUUGCGGAGUGGAUGAAGAAGGUCAACUACACUGGCGAACGGCUAUCAACGCUUAAAAUUUUAAACUAG
Messenger RNA from Ilyonectria robusta, 255 nucleotides. RefSeq lists its product as uncharacterized. Lineage: Eukaryota; Fungi; Ascomycota; Sordariomycetes; Hypocreales; Nectriaceae. The transcript has a single exon. The record is from RefSeq and is a predicted model, not a curated record. The annotation marks the transcript as partial.